UUUGCGGGGCCCAGCUGCGUGCCUCGCCAAGAUCCGGGCCUGUCAAGGAGGUGGAGGAGGGGAGGCUGCGGGGAAGCAGGGCCCGCCGGAUGUCGCGGCGCCGCGCUGGGCUAGUGAUGAAGGUGUUGUCACCUCCUUUUACCCGCACCCAGCCUCCUGCCAGGGAGCUCCCGGCUUUGUCCACUCCUGGCGCUUGAGAUUUGAGUCCAGGCCCCCACACCUCGAAAGGCCAGACAUGGGAAAGUCUCUUUCUCAUUUGCCUUUGCAUACAAGUAAAGAAGAUUCUUAUGAUGGAAUCACAUCAACUGAAAACAUGAGAAAUGGACUGGUUAAUAAUGAAGUCCAUAAUGAAGAUGGAAGAAAUGGAGAUGUCUCUCAGUUUCCAUAUGUGGAAUUUACAGGAAGAGAUAGUGUCACUUGUCCCACUUGUCAAGGAACAGGAAGAAUUCCUAGGGGGCAAGAAAACCAGUUGGUGGCAUUGAUUCCAUAUAGUGAUCAGAGAUUAAGGCCAAGAAGAACAAAGCUGUAUGUGAUGGCAUCUGUGUUUGUCUGUCUGCUCCUUUCUGGAUUGGCUGUGUUUUUCCUUUUCCCUCGCUCUAUCGACGUGAAAUACAUUGGCGUAAAAUCAGCAUAUGUCAGUUAUGAUGUUCAAAAGCGAACAAUAUAUUUAAAUAUCACAAACACAUUAAAUAUAACGAAUAAUAACUAUUAUUCUGUUGAAGUUGAAAACAUCACUGCUCAAGUACAGUUUUCAAAAACAGUUAUCGGAAAGGCACGCUUAAACAACAUAACCAAUAUUGGUCCACUUGAUAUGAAACAAAUUGAUUAUACAGUACCUACUAUUAUAGCAGAAGAAAUGAGUUAUAUGUAUGAUUUCUGCACACUUAUAUCCAUCAAAGUGCAUAACAUAGUACUCAUGAUGCAAGUUACCGUGACAACAACAUACUUUGGCCACUCUGAACAGAUAUCCCAGGAGAGGUACCAAUAUGUCGACUGUGGAAGGAACACAACUUACCAGCUGGGGCAAUCUGAAUAUCUAAAUGUUCUUCAGCCACAACAGUAAAAACUGAAGGAAGUGAAACUAGAGAAGACAGUAUACUCAAAUAUUUUCCAAACUCUCAAGAAGGAGGUAUUUCCUAAUAGGAGAUCUUAAGUUGAACAAACCUAAAGUUUACACUUCUAUUUUAAGAGUUUGGUUAAAAGUAUGUGGACUUGAAAUUAUUGCAUCUCUCCAUUCUGUGUUAAUGAUAUAUUUGUAUCAGGAUCUGUUACUUGAAUAUGAAUUUACUGAUUCGGUUUCUUUUCCCCUGACACAAAGGGAAAAACUGAGACUUCUAUACUAUACUUAAUAAUUAUUUAAAAGUCAUAGCUCCAAUUCAUACCUUUACUGACAACAUGACAUUGGUGAUAAAUAUAAUUUGAGAAACUUAUGUUCUGAAUGUUUUUAUAGAAAAUUACUGAAAGCCUAUUAUUCAUGGAAAACUUUUAAAAAUACUCAUUUUUUCAUAUUUUAUAAAUUCCCAUUACUACAUGGUAGUAUUUCAACUACACAGUAUUUUGGCUUUUAGCUAAAUAUUUUUAGCUUUUAAUUUGUUGAAAUUCUACUCAUUUGCAUGAUUUUGUCUUAUUUCAAACUAGUGAUUGCCUAAUACUUACCAACCAAAAUAAUCUUUGCAAAAUUCUGCACCUAAAAUUAUUAAAAACUUCUGAAGUGUUUCAUGUGUCUUCCCUUAUUAGUUAUAGUUUUGUGAAAUUUUCCUGUGAUCUUUAAACAUAGUCCUUUAAUGUACAAUAUUGUAAAUAAACUAUGCAUGGCUUUUUAUCAGGUUUAAUAAACAUCAAAUGAAGUGGUACAGAUUCAAAAUUUAAGCAAGUUGAUCAUAAAAAUAAAUAAAAUAGGAAAUGAAAUUCAGAAACCUAUACAGUGUGAAUAGAUACCAAUUAUAUGUUAGAUCUGGCAUAAAACAGAUUUGAAAUAAACUAUUUUGAUGCUUCACUUUUUUUAUGUUGCUUUCCAUACUAAAAAAAAUGUUGCAGACACUUUUCACAACUAAUAGGUACCCAGUUGCCAAUUUUAUGAAUGUUGUAGACAUGGAAAUUAUUUCUUUGAUAGAAAUUAUUCAAGAAAUUCUGCCACUAAAUAGCCAUGGCUAUAUAAAAAUAAAACCUAUAUUAUGGUUUUAAAAAUCUAAUCAUUUUGCACAUCACAUGGAUAUGAUAYCUUCUAGCAAUUCCAUUUCUAAAGUUAGAUGCUUUUGGUUUUAGUUUUAUUUAAAAUUAUGUUCACAUAUAAAUUAUUGGUAUGUUCAUUUUGCUGUUUUAUAUUUCCAGUACCAUUUUCCAUUUGGUCUUUUUGCCUUUUAACUUUCCAGGUUCUAAGGAACUUUUAAAUACAUACCACUAAGCAUAGAGCUGAGUAUGAUGCCAAAAAAUGUAAAUGGGUAGAGGUCGAUUUUUUUCUGUUCCCUAGUGACAGAAAUCAGGUUUCCCUUCCCCCAUCCCCAAGUGCCUAGCAGGUUUGAAACAGCCUGUUCUUUCAAGUAUUAAAUAUAAACUUUAAUUGUUUAAUUCUGACCUUUAAACACACUCAGGUCUCCCCUUAGCUAUCAGAUCAUUUACUCCAAGUUUUCUUGAGUAGACAUUUUAAGUGGGUAGAAUAUUUCUUUUCUUUUCUCUUUUCUUUCAUUCAUUCUUUCUUUCUUUUCCUUCUUUCUUUCUACCACUUAUUCUUUUUUUAUUCCAUUGUUAACUGGGCCAUUCUUACUUUAAUCCCAGAUCGCCCAUUUAAAUUUAUUCAGACUUUCUAGUCAAACCCAGUCUUUACUUUCAUUUUUCUUCUGCUGUGUUUUCUCCCAUUUUCCUAGAACCCACAUACUUCUCUGAUAUUGAUUCUGUUUGUAUGUUUUUAAAUUAUUCUCCUUUUACUUUUCCACAUUCUCUCAUUUUGACAUAAUUUAUUUCUAUGAAUGACCUAGGCCCCCUUUUGCAUCAAACAUUCUAAUCCUUUGACUUCAAAAAUUGCCAGUAUCUAUAGGAGGGAUUCUAAAUCUGUUUCUCCAUUCCUGACCAGCUUCACAUUUAGCUACUAAACUAGAGAUAUAGUAUUCCUUGGCCCUCCAUGUGGAAAAAAAAUUUUUUUUGCAGAACUUUUAUUACUUCUGUUUGUUCCACCCUGCUUUUGUGUUCCCUUUACAUCAGUGUCACCAUUCAUUUCUUCAGAGUCGUUCUUUAGAUAUGCCUCAUAUGAUAAUCAGUUCUGAUUUUUCUGCUCUACAUGUUUUAACUUUGGAAGAUUACAGAGUGUAAAUUAAACAGAUUUUUCAGAUGGUUUAUGACUUAUCCUUCUUAGAGUACAAGCAUAGUAUCCCCUGAAGAAGCAAGAAAAUGGAAGAACAUUUUGUACGAUUUAAUUUUUAAUGUCUUUUCUUUGCUAUUUAAAAUGAAAASUCUUUGUUGUACCUAGUUUCAAUGGAGAUUGAACCAGGAAAAAAAAAAAAACCCUAGAAUUUUAAAAAAGCAAAAAGACCAGUAGAAGACAAAAAUAAAAUCACUAUGACUAUGUUCAGAGAGAAUUGAGUAACUAUAAGAAUAAGCCUAGAACAAAACAGACUGUAAAUUAAUAAAAUUACAGGAGAGGUAAAAAUAUAGCCAUAAAAAACAUCAAUCUGGAAAUAAUGAAUGAAACUUUUAGUUUUUCUUAGGUCAGUGUCCAGUGUGGUUUCUUACACACUAGAAUAGGAUAGGUAUUAAUAUAUUUUUAUAAUUGCUCUCAAACCUUACCCASGGACAUGAUAAUGAUAUUACAACAUUUUUCUAAUGUUUUCAGGAAUAACUUAAGUUACAAUUUAAUAGUUAGGUCAUUCUCACAAACUCCAACACUGUAAUAAAGCCUUUAUGUGUCAAUAUUAUGUAUAUUACACAUUUGCUACUUUUAGCCCUCUUUCGCCGUUUUUCUUAGAUCAUAUUCCAAAGGAAGAUGAUAGGAUCCUCACCUAGAAGCAAGAGCAGCAUGGACAUAUUGAGGGACUUACUAUGAGAUCACAUAUUUAGUACAUAAUUUAAUUGGGGCUAUACCUGGUUAUUCUGUGUCUCACCUCUAUGCCCUAUCAUUUAAAAUGUUCAUUGGAAAGCUCUACUUACUCAGGUUAGUGGGAUGAAAAAUUAAGAGAAAAGUUCACUUGGUUAAUAGUGACAAUCAAAAUAGUACUGAUGAAAUAAGAUUAUGGUGACUUUAAGUUGUUCCCUGAAAUAUUUUAAAUGAGGAUAUUUAGAGAAUAUUCUACAGCUUAAUUUUUUCAUUAAGAUUUAAUGCUCCUUGAUCAUUCCAAUAAAGAUAAAACUGACAUGGUAUCAGUAAAUUAUGUAUAAAUAAUGGUGAUUAUUGCAUUUGACAUUUGAAAUAAGAACAGUAUGAAAAUAUUAGAUACCAGAUAAAAUUUUUAAAAUUGUUAAAUGACCAUCUUUACUGUAGUAUAUAACAUUUAAAUGACUGUAGUUUUAUUUAUGUGUAGGUUUUUGUUUGCUUAAGCUAAUGAGGUCAUUACUUUCUCUAAAAAAUUUCACAAAAACAAAAUAUAACUCACCUCAGAUCCUCUGGUGUAUAGUUUGGAAAUGACAGUGCAAUAUAAAAAUAGGUAGGAAGUAACUGUCAAACAUAAUAUAAGUAACAUAUUAGGAGACUURAAACUUUGGCCUAAUGAAUCUUUUGUGGUUCUUAGCCUUAUUAUUGCAAUAUAAUUAUGGAUAUUUCAUUGAAGGCCAUGUAUCUAACUCUCCCCCACCAUUUUCUUUAUUUUUCAAAGUAGUUAGAAAAAACAGUUCUUUAUAUAAUAAUUUUUCUUAUUUAAGAAAAUCGCUUCAGUUAGGUACUUUAUAAAUGAUGUAAGUUUCUUAAUUUUCCAGUAUAUACCAAUCUUCUUUAAUAAGCAAUAUGCAUUGAACAUCAAGUUACUAGAUUAUAACCAAAASGUCACUUACCAUAAUGUCACCAGGUAAUGCUUUCUAGCUCACAGUAACUAGAAGCAGCAACUACUUGGCUCAAAUGCAUCUAAAAGUAAUUAGUUUUAUUUCUCUCUCUUUUUUGUAAAAUCAGAUUUUAAAUGAGAUGUUUAUUGUAAACCAUUUUAUUUUUAAGAAAAAAAUAUGUGCUCAAAAUGGUGGGAUAAAAAGACUGUUAAAUAUUUCUUUAAAAUUUUUAUUGUCACAUUAAAACAACAYAUGUUUGUGAUGUGCCUGGAUCAAAAUUUAACUCCUGUAUUCCAGAUGUACUUAUAUCAAAGUAAAAACUUUCAGUUGUCAUCUGAAACCUCUGAUUAGAAUGAACAUUUGUGUAUUUUUGUGCUUGUUAAGAAAACAAAUUUCACAGUGGCUUUUUGAAAUUUAUCCUUAAUUUGGAUAAAAUCAACUGAAAUAAAGUCACUAUAGGGAUAAAAAAUGGUAGUUUCYAUUUUUUGAACUGCUCGUACAAUUAUGUCUAUAGUUCUUUUUACA
Molecule: messenger RNA, 5490 nt
Organism: Urocitellus parryii (Arctic ground squirrel)
Lineage: Eukaryota; Metazoa; Chordata; Mammalia; Rodentia; Sciuridae
Gene: Tmem106b
Product: transmembrane protein 106B
Biological process (GO): lysosomal transport; dendrite morphogenesis; lysosome organization
Cellular component (GO): lysosomal membrane
Source: RefSeq, a predicted model, not a curated record